AUUAAAGUUUGAGUUUGAGAUUCAAUAUGUCUUGAAACCAAUGAAAGUCAAUGAGUUUGUACUUAAGUCUUUUGACGCUUCUUAUAAUUUAUAACUGUUUAUUUAAUUUGGAGUGUAAAAUUUUACAUUUUUCUUUUUCAACACUUCUAGAGAAAUCUGUAUUUUUAUUUCGAUUUCUAAAAAAUCUUUAUUUUCACUUCAUUAAUUACAUAAUUAUUAACGUUGUUGUAAUUUUAAUUACGUAAUUAAUUUAUUUCGAUUACAUUUUAAUUACAAAAUUUUUGCGCUCACUAACCCAUAAUGUGCCGCGUAAGAGUCCUAAUUACUUGCGUGUCACUUAUUCACUGUUAAGUGAAACUCGCUUGCAAGCGUUAAUGUAAUGUGUGGCGGCUACUAUGUAAAAUUUACUGUGUUACACGUGUACUCGUAUGUAAUUAUAAAUAUACUUUAUAUGAAUGCAAUAUAAUAUAUAAGUAUGUGUACUGUAUAGAAUGGCGUGUACCGUUAUUCAUUUAGAUUUGUGCAAAAAAGGCUGCUAAUAAAUGUGAAAUGUUAUCAGAAAAUUUUAAACUCAAUCAAAUGUCAAUUAAACGUGCAUAAAUGCAAAGUACUCAUACAAGAGACCGCCGCAACAAGCGAUAACAAAGCGGAAAUUCAAAUAUAACUGUACUGGUAACUGUGAGUAGGCACGCCCAAUAUAUUAGCACAAGGUCACGCAGUUGUCUGUCGAAACUAUAAAAAUCAUGCAAAACGGCAUUUUUCGCUGACAGUCAAUUGCCUACGAGAGUCAUUUCCGCACACGAAACGCCACGGUCAAGUACUCAUACACCUUAUAGAAAGUGCUCUGUAUUGAAUGUAGUUAAGCAGAGGUUUUUUGUCAUUGAUUAGCAUUAAAAUAAGUGAAAUACCGACGAUUUUUGCUAAAAAUGCUGUCGCCAAUAGUUUUUAAUACUCGCCGCGUCCGCAGAACUUUGUCGAAUUCGAAAAGUUUAUCUGAUGGAAAGCGUGUGAGUGUGGAAGGACCAAAUCUCGGUGAGAAAGACUGCAAGGUGUUGGUGAAUUUAGUGCAAGAAUUCGGACAGGAGACCACAUUCCAUGGCAUGAACGUAAUGCUGGCGCCAGGUGUGGGAAAAUUCGAACGCGCCCUCAGCACGAUUGCUUUCGUUGUCGCCUUUAUACUGCUCGUCUGUGUUUGUCUCUUUCUCGCUUCACGCUUUUCGAAAGGACAAUUCAAGACAGUCGUCGAGAAUACACACUUUCCAUUGUAUAAAGUGAAAUACCCCGAGGUAACGAUUUGCAAUAAGAAUCGGUUGAAUUGGUCGCGUCUGCUAGAGGCGAAGAAUAAAUUUCUGUUACCGGCGCAUCGCAAUAACUCUAAAGAAGAGCUCUUCACCGAAAUAAUUGGACUGUACGACACAUUCAUCUUCGGCAAAUUCGAUCGUUUCGCACAGUUAGAGCAGUAUCCGUUACAUGAACUGAAUUAUAUCAAUUUUACUGCUGUGGCGCGCUUCAUGGCCUGGCGUUGCUGGGAGAUUCUCUCCCACUGCAAGUGGCGCAGUCACGUUUACCGCUGCUGUGACAUCUUCAUGGAGCGCCGCUCGCAGUUGGGUUUCUGUUUGGCCUUCAAUUCGGUGGAGAGGCCGAAGACGCACAACAACAACACAACUUGGCCUUGGCGCACGGAUAGAGGUGGCACGUAUGCCGGACUCACCGUUAAGGUUGUGUUGAAUAAGCAACAACAUUUCACUGGUGGUAUGGAAGGCAUAACGGUUAUGAUUGUGGAACCGAACGUCUGGUACUAUAUACCAAUGGAUAUUCCUGGGCAGACGCGCACGCGCCUAACCAUGGAUGGUUUCCUUAAUAAAUACGAAGACGAGACGAGGCGCGUGCCUUCUAGCGAACGUGGUUGCGUAUUUAAGGAUGAACAGAACAGCGAUGACUUCAAAACACUUUAUGGCCAUCGAUAUCGUUUCGAAAAUUGCCAUGCUCAGUGCCAGCAGGAGUAUCUCAUAAAGUAUUGUAACUGCACUUUGGAUAUAUUUUUUCCACCGAGCCCAGAUCCGCACUGCAGACUCGUGGAUUUGCCGUGCUUGGCAAAAUAUAACAACUAUCUAGUCAAUUUCGAAAUACCUGGUCAGGAGAAGUACAUGUCCAGCAAAUAUCCGGGCAUUGUUUGUAGCUGCUAUGUGAGCUGCGAUUCGCUGCGCUAUUAUGUUGCCAUCAAAUCGAGAGACCUUACCGAAGCUGAGACUGUGGAGAACCGUUCGAUAGUUGACCUCGAUGUGUAUUUUGAGCGCGAUUUCAUUACGAAAUAUAAGACGAUUUUGGUCUUCACUUGGAUCGAUUUGAUUGUUUCAUUUGGUGGCACUACCGGCUUGUUUUUGGGCUGCUCUCUUAUCAGUAUUGUGGAGCUGGUCUACUUCUUCUUCAUCGUCGCACCGCGACGCAUUAGAGAGGAGCACGAGCGUCCGCAACAACUGAAGCGUAGACCGUCUAGAGUCGAGCAGAGCAAAAUUAAGUUGAGAGCAUAUCGCGGUGUGUACAGAGCACAGGGGCAGUUUUAGAACCAUUAAAUUUGGUCUAAAAUUUAGUUAUUUAUGUAAAUUGUCUAUGCUUCGUUCCUAUAAAUCAGUUUAUGUUUUCUAAAACUUUAAUCUGAUUCUUAUCCUAAAUAAAAGUGUAUAGAAUAAAGAGAGAGAAAGGGAGAUUAUAUAAAUUUGUUAAAUAAAUGUGAU
Molecule: messenger RNA, 2735 nt
Organism: Zeugodacus cucurbitae (melon fly)
Lineage: Eukaryota; Metazoa; Arthropoda; Insecta; Diptera; Tephritidae
Product: pickpocket protein 19-like
Exons: 6
Coding region: 927-2564 (545 amino acids)
Biological process (GO): sodium ion transmembrane transport
Cellular component (GO): membrane
Molecular function (GO): ligand-gated sodium channel activity
Source: RefSeq, a predicted model, not a curated record